AUGAUUAAGCUAGAACAAGUAUACGAACUGUUCAAGUCAUCACAGGACUACAGUGUUCGUGGCACUGAUCCCUUGCCAUCCAACUUUAUCGAGACUGCAUGGCUAUGGAUUCUUGAAAGCUACGGCGAGUUUGGCCUGUUCCUCAUAUUCUACCUAUCCAUGGCCGUACUCUACGGACUUGGUGGAGCAUUCUUCUACCUCUGCGACAAGUAUCAAUGGUUCCGAUCUCGUAAGAUUCAAACCAAGAGAUACCCAUCAAGCGAUGAUAUUAGUAGAUGCCUCAAGAACCUAAUCACCAACUACAUUCUUAUUAUUCUUCCACUCGGUAUUGUAUCAUUCCCCUUCUCGAGAGUACUUGGAAUGUCCCAUUCACUUCCACUUCCAUCAAUGUGGAGAUACUUGUUCGACCUGUUCCUAUGCCUGGUUGGCGAGGACUUCUUCCAUUAUUGGAUGCACAGGUUCUUCCAUACACCAUGGUUCUACAAGAACAUCCAUAAGGAGCAUCACUACUAUAGCGCACCAUUUGGAUUCACGGCAUCUUAUGCACAUCCAGUGGAGGUAGUCUUCCUUGGAAUGGCCACGUUUGCACCGGCCUUUAUCCUCCGUCCACACUACCUUACCUUCUACUCGUGGUUCAUCCUGCGCCAGCUUGACGCCGUCCUCACUCACUCUGGCUACGACAUUGAGUUGUUCCCAUUCAAUUUGCUGCCAUACUAUGGUGGCGUCAUCUUCCAUGACUAUCAUCACAAGGAGUUCACCUGCAACUAUGGCUCACGCUUCACCUGGUUGGACAAGUUGUGUGGAACAUACAAGGAGAAGAAGGUUGCCACUAACUAG
Molecule: messenger RNA, 837 nt
Organism: Acytostelium subglobosum LB1
Lineage: Eukaryota; Evosea; Eumycetozoa; Acytosteliales; Acytosteliaceae
Exons: 3
Coding region: 1-837 (278 amino acids)
Biological process (GO): sterol biosynthetic process
Molecular function (GO): C-4 methylsterol oxidase activity; iron ion binding
Source: RefSeq, a predicted model, not a curated record